This is a messenger RNA of Miniopterus natalensis, 957 nucleotides long. The record is from RefSeq and is a predicted model, not a curated record. Lineage: Eukaryota; Metazoa; Chordata; Mammalia; Chiroptera; Miniopteridae.
AUGGAGGCCUAUCUUCUGCAGCUGCCUCAAAGGCUGCUCCUGCUGGGGGCAGCUGCCCUGACUGUAUCUGCUCUGGAGACCGCCGACCUGGUGGACCUGUGCGGGCGGACGUGGCAGGGGGACGGGCUGCUGCUGCGCUCGCACCCGGCGUCCCGCAGGCUCUACUUCGUGGCCCCGGACACCGUGGCGCUCUGGGCGCGGGCGGCGGCCCCCGGCGACAGGAUCCGCUUCCAGUUCCGCUUCUUCCUGGUCUACAGCCUGCCCUCGGGGUCGCCGGCAUCCCCCGCACCCCAGGCCUCCACCCAAGGGCCUGCCGACGCCUGCGCCCCCGGCUCCUACCUGCAGUUCUACGAGGGUCCCCCGGGAGCGCCCCGGCCCCUGGGCGCCCCUCUCUGCGGCCUCACCAUUCCUGCCCCGGUGGUGUCCACUGGGGACUUCCUGGGCCUGCGCCUGGUCACCAGAGGUCGCCAGCCCCACGUGGACUUCGUGGGAGAAGUCACCUCUUUCCGGUUGGGUUUUUGUGGCCCCUACUUCCACUGUCAGAACGGCAGGUGCAUCCCCCCAAGCCUGGUGUGCGAUCUCUGGGGCAUGGACAACUGUGGCGACCGCAGUGACCAGGCUUCCUGGCCACCAGCCAACUGCGGAGGUCCCUCUCUGAUGCCCAGCCAGGAGCGGAGUACGGAAGCCGAUACCACCAAGCCCCUGACUGUCUCCCCAGCUCUCAGGUCAGCAGGCCCCCUCCAGACUGCAGCUGGGAGCAGUCCCCCAGCAGGCCAGGGCCCUGCACAAGAGGAUGCAUCUCCAGAAGGUAGAUGGCUCUUGUUACCACCUGCUCUCAGUCCUCCCAACAAGAUCACACUUGUCUCUCUUCAGGUGAUGGGAACCAGACAGCAGACCCAGGCUGAGGCCUGAGUGGACUCUCCCUUUCCUUCCCCAGGUCCCGGGCUACAGAAGGUG